UUCAUUCACUAGUAAUAAGACGAGUGAUGAACAUCCGUGGCGCACUGACGCACCGAGUUCAGCACCAAAACAAGCUCUGAGACGCGCACACACAGCGGAGUGACCAUUGUGGAGUACAGUACCAUGCAAGGAGAGGACGCCUGCUGACAGAAAGACGCACGGCUGUGGAUAUUGGUCUUCCCUCACCUUUGGAUAACUUGGAGAUUGGAAACGCUUCCUCUGGACGUUUUUGACGCACAGCAACAAGGAUCUACUGAGAACUCCCCCGGAGUGGAGGAUUUAUAUGUGUUUUAGAGAUUUUCCCUUUCUCCAUUUGUUUCCCUCGGCGUAAAUACUUCGGAAUAAGAAGGUUUUGCUGCGUUAUUGGCUGGUGACGCGGCUGCCCUGGAGAAACGAGAAGGAUGGCAGCCUGGUUCACCUUUACCAUCGCAUUCAGCACCACGUUAAUAUCACAGGUAUUUGGAUCCGGAGUUUUUGAGCUGGAUCUCCACGAAUUUAAAAACCACAGAGGUUUGCUGGCAAACGGAAACGCGUGCAAGCCCAGCUGCAGGACUUAUUUUAGAGUUUGCUUGAAGAACUAUCAGGCUGUGGUUUCGCCAGGUGACUGCAUCUUUGGAAGUACAAUGACACCAGUGCUGGGGACAAACUCUUUCAGCGCCAAGGACAGUGGCACUUUACCUAGACCGAUUCAAAUACCGUUCAACUUUGGAUGGCCGGGGUCGUUUUCAUUAAUAAUUGAAGCCUGGCAUUCACCUUAUGGAAAUCUACCUGUAGAUGCCAAAAACCAAGACUUUCUGAUAGAGUUCUUCGCCAUCCAAAGGCAGCUGGGAGUAGGAACCGACUGGUCUCAGGAUACGCAGUCAGGAAAGCAGACAGAGCUGAGAUAUUCGUACCGGUUUAUCUGCAACGAAAGCUACUACGGCGAAAGUUGUUCCAAAAAGUGCACGCCCAGGGACGACCGAUUCGGCCACUACACCUGCACCCGAGAUGGGCAGCUAUCCUGUCUGCCUGGCUGGAAGGGGAAAUACUGCGAAGAACCUAUCUGUCUGGAAGGCUGCAGCGAGAGUAAUGGAAACUGCUCCAGACCUGGCGAGUGUGUAUGCAGAGAUGGUUGGCAAGGCACAUUCUGUGACGAGUGCAAGAAGUACCCGGCCUGUAAGCACGGUACCUGCCAGCUGCCGUGGCAGUGCAACUGCCAGGUGGGCUGGGGAGGCCUAUUAUGUGACCAAGACCUGAACUUCUGCACCCAUCACCGUCCGUGUGUGAAUGGCGCCACCUGCAUGAACACGGGCCAGGGAAGCUACACCUGCACUUGCCUGCCAGGUUUCACGGGAGUCAACUGUGAGCUGGAGAUGCAGGAGUGUGACAGCAACCCCUGCAGGAACGGAGGGAUAUGCAAGAAUCUGGAGAAUGGCUACAUGUGCACGUGUCCCCCGGGUUUCGAGGGCUCCCACUGCGAGCACAGCCUGCUGACGUGCAAGGACUCCCCCUGCUUCCACAGCGGCAAGUGCUGGGAGAAGGACAAUGGCCGCAGCUACAUGUGCGAGUGUCCCCGCGGCUACACCGGACUCAACUGCGAGAAGAGAGUGGACAAGUGCACGUCGCUUCCCUGCGCUAAUGGUGGUCUGUGCGUGAUCCACGGGGGCCAGCGUAUGUGCAGCUGCCGCGCGGGAUUCAUCGGCCAGCACUGCGAGAUCAACAUCAACGAGUGCGCCGGUAACCCCUGCCUCAACGGGGGCACCUGUCUGGACCGGAUCAACGACUACACCUGCUCCUGCCCCGCGGGCUACGGGGGGCGCAACUGCGACAGGAUCCUGGACGAGUGCUCCCUUCUACCCUGCCUCAACGGGGGCAUCUGCACCGGAGGGGGAGGCCCGGGGAAGCCCCCGGCGACGUGCGUCUGCCCCUCCGGCUUCACCGGGCCCCGGUGCGACAUCGUCAUCGCAGUGACCUCGCCCGUGACCAAUCAAGAAAUCCAAGAUGGCUUCCAGUGGGCCGCGGUGUCUCUGGCCGUGGGGCUGGUGGCGCUCCUCGUGCUGCUGUGCAUGGUGGGCCUGGCCCUGAGGCACAUCCACAGGCAGUCCCGGAGGCAGCGGGGAGAGACGGAGACCAUGAACAACUUCUCCAACGUUCAGAGAGACAACCUGAUCCCGGCGUCCCAGCUGAAAAACACCAACCAGAAAAUCAGCCUGGAGGUGGACUGCGAUUCCGAGAAAUCAAACUUUAUCCAUAAAAACUAUCACUUGGACUCUUACAACUCUAAAUCAAAGGAGUUCAAGGAUGAAAAAUCACAAGAGGAUAAAAGUCUUAUUUACGACAAGUGUUUAGAAGAUAAAAUGCCCUUGAGUAGAAUGUACAGCGAAAAGCCAGAGUGUAGGAUAUCUACGAUAUGUUCCUCAAGAGACUCCAUGUACCAGUCGGUAUUCGUUAUAGCGGAGGAGAGGAGGGAGUGCGUCAUAGCAACAGAGGUAUAAACUGUGAGGGGUCAGAAGGCAAGGGAACGAGGAGAGGAGAAGAAGAAGAAGAAGAAAAAAAAGACACAAUCGAGGCAGAAUAUAAUAUUCUGGAUUGUUUACAAAUGCUGAGAAGAGACUGGAGAUUGUUUUAGACGUUCACUGCUGCUCUGGAACACUUGAGAACUGGAGAGGGCGGAAACCUCCGCUCUGGACUGAACUGAGAAACUUUAUGUCGACCGAGUGUUUGUAUGCAAAACAUGUACAGUGAAGGACCGUUCUCAGUCGUGACAAUGGCCUAACGGACUGGCGAAUAGACUCAAGGUGUGAAGACUGACAGAGCAUCGGUGAAAUAUUUUUUAUUUAUAAUCUCGGCCAUCUUGGACAGUAAAAGGGAGGAGAAGGUGGAUCGCUGCCCCUCAUAUCUGACCCGGCCUUGUGUGAUAAUCAUGAUGACUUUGACAGCCAACCAAUCAGUAUAAAAGGUGCCUAAGAUUUGACCCCUCGGAAACCCCCCAACACACACACACACACACACACACACACACACACACACACACACACACACACACACACACACACACACACACUCACUCCUGCCAGUUUCGCCUGCUAUGCAAGACUCAGGGUCGAGAUGAGUGAACUCACCCACUGUCACAAUCCAACCUCACCAACGUUGAAAGUUAUGAAUGUCUGAAAGGAAAUCUUCAACUGUCAAUCGCGUGAAAAGAAAAACAUGUAAAAACAUGUUUAAAAAAAAAGAUGACCGGUUGGACUUGUCGAUGCAAAGGGUGAAGAUUGUAUGCAGCCCCAAUUCACUAGAAGCCUUAAAAAAAAAAGAAGAAAAAAAGCGGGUUUGAAUGCUAAAUUUUGUGCCCUUGUUUGUUCUUGGAUCGUUUGCACUACUGAAAAAAACAAACAAAAAAAAAAAGACAAAUAGCAAAAUAAAAAUACGUGGGGGGAAAAUACUUUUUAAUCAACGGGGACUCGGGAGAGAAAACCACAGGAUAGUCAGUGCAGUGCCAGCAAGAUCCAAGAGAAAGGAAAAGUGCGCAUAGAAAACGUGUUGUUUUUUUUAUGCAACCCGACAUGAGGAAAACAAAGAGACUCAAAACAAGGAGAAAAGACUGUCACACCACUGCCUGCCUAUAAUAAAUUUCAAAAGUACAGAACCAAUAAUGUAAUUUUUUAAAAUGAUUAUUUCCAGAGUUUAAUUUAAAUAUGACACACUGCUCUUUAUAUGUUUUAUAAUAUUAUUUUGUAUAUAAUGCAUAUUUAUAAGGACCAAACUUCUGAAGAAUAAAACUUCCUUGGAAACUGUUUGUCAGUAAACGGAGAGAAGAGAAUUAUUUUUGAGGUGUUUUUAAACAAUGACUGCAAACGAUGAUCAA
Messenger RNA from Mugil cephalus (flathead mullet), 3844 nucleotides. RefSeq names its product delta-like 4 (Drosophila) (gene dll4). Gene Ontology annotation, cellular component: plasma membrane; protein-containing complex. Gene Ontology annotation, biological process: multicellular organism development; cell communication; heterophilic cell-cell adhesion. The record is from RefSeq and is a predicted model, not a curated record. The transcript has 11 exons. Bases 402 to 2474 code for a protein of 690 amino acids. Gene Ontology annotation, molecular function: calcium ion binding. Lineage: Eukaryota; Metazoa; Chordata; Actinopteri; Mugiliformes; Mugilidae.